Molecule: messenger RNA, 2132 nt
Organism: Exaiptasia diaphana
Lineage: Eukaryota; Metazoa; Cnidaria; Anthozoa; Actiniaria; Aiptasiidae
Product: zinc transporter ZIP13
Exons: 10
Coding region: 85-1218 (377 amino acids)
Biological process (GO): zinc ion transmembrane transport; intracellular zinc ion homeostasis
Cellular component (GO): membrane
Molecular function (GO): zinc ion transmembrane transporter activity
Source: RefSeq, a predicted model, not a curated record
GUUAUCGUKUUCUCACAAAGAUGUGUGAGCAACGGUGUGGGACGAUGAAUUGAACACUACUUUGGUAAACCAUACACUGAGGCAAUGGCAAUCAACAAGAGCACAGUGUUUGCUCUGUUGUUCCUGCUUUUAUUGCUGUCAACAGAAACAAACUUAGUCAAAAUUCAUCGUGCUUCCCCACGAACGAAGACCAAGUUGACGCAAGAGAACAAUGGAUGGUUUGCGAUGUGUCGAUUUCUUCCCGACUUUUCAAGCCUUUUCUCGAAGAACAAAGAAGCGUGGCUUUACUCAAUUCCUUGUACAAUCCUUGUUGGUUUAUGYGGAGUAUUUCCACUUYUAGUCAUCCCMGUAGAAUCGGGACAUGCAUUGAGAGAAGGCGUGACAGCAGACCACCUGAAAUUGCUAUUAUCCUUUGCUGUUGGAGGGUUGCUAGGAGAUGUAUUUUUACAUUUAUUACCAGAGGCMUGGUCUAAAACAAAUGAUCCUCAUUCAGUCAACUUCUCUGUUGGAUUGUGGGUACUUGCUGGAAUCAUACUUUUCUUAAUUCUGGAGAAAAUGUUUGAUGAUGAAAAGGAAUCAAAAGAGGAAAAAGAAGACACAAAAUGUGAAACGGUUCAAAAUGGAAUUUCACAUGAAAAUGGAAUAACAAAAAAUGGCAAACUCAAUGGGCAUAUACAGAUGGAUACAAGUUCAAGCAUACGAAAAAGACAUGCAAAGUCCACAGAAGAAACAAAAAAUGAAGUAUCUUGUAAGAAUGAGCAACAUGAACCUGAUCACAAGGUCRUAGGUUACUUAAACCUGUUUGCAAAUAUUAUUGAUAAUUUCACUCAUGGUCUUGCUGUGGCUGGGAGUUUUCUAGUUAGUAAAAGAGUUGGCUUAUGUACAACAUUUGCAAUAUUACUUCAUGAAAUUCCUCACGAGAUUGGYGAUUUUGCAAUCCUUAUCAAGUCAGGGUUCAAUAAAAAAGAUGCUGCAGUUGGCCAGAUUGUAACAGCAUCAGGAGGGCUGUUAGGYGCUAUAGUGGGACUUAUAGCUGAUCAUGCAGGUGAUCAGACGGCUUGGAUACUUCCCUUCAGUUCAGGAGGAUUUAUCUAUAUUGCCAUGGUAACCAUAAUUCCUGAACUAUUAGAAGAGAAGAGACCAAGGGAGUCAAUUAAACAGAUUGUGAUGAUGUUAGCUGGUAUUGCGUCAAUGGCACUGGUAUCGCUUAUCCACUAGUAGAAAUAAUAAUAAUCUUAGAAAUUAAUAAUCUAAAUAAUUGCCACAAGUGAUUGCACAUACAUUAUCUAUUAGGCAAGUAGUACUAAUAAUUAGUGAUAAACAUAAUUAGUGUUUAUACAGUACCAUUAUGCUUCAUGGAUUAAGUGCAUGCAGUUUACUUGACAGCAAUUUGUGUAUUAUAGUAUAAAUUAUAACUUAACAGGGAUCAGGGAUAAUAAGAGCAGAAAGCAGGAUUUUCCUGGAUGAUAUUGUAAUGAAAACAAGAUAUGGUAAACAAUAUUGUGUAAAGUUCACAUUCAAGAUUUGUCUAGUUUUUGAAGAUUGAAAGGCAUUAUUGCCACAUUAGAUAUUGUGCACUAUUUCUAGUUUUCCUUAUAAAUUAAUGACCAUAAAAGAAUAUUAUGUUACCUUUAGUGUGACAGUGAGAUAUGACAGACAGAAGAGCAUUCUGUUAAAACUAACCAAUAAUGGGGAAAAUAGGAAGAAUUUUCAAACAAAAUUAAAAUAGAAUAAUGGACUAAUUAAAUUAAAUUUGGGUAAAUUGAAAUUAUAAUUUUAGCUUCUAAAUGAGCUAUGGCUCUAUUUUGUGUUCUACAGAAGAGUUCCAUAAACUAAAUAGAGCACUUUAGUACAGAAGUGGUUAUCAAACAGGUUGUGACAUCAUGUGCACACAUCAUAUUACAUACACCAUAUACUUCACUAAUGUCCAUAUUUUAUAAACUGCUAUAUUUUAUAAUUAAAGUAGAUUAUUUUUAUACCUUCUUUCACAACCUUUUUGGCAACCAUUUAUAACAAGCUGUGAUGACUGCUUCAACACAAUUGUCUUAUACUAUAAAUUCAAUAUAAAUGUCACACMUUGUCAUGAAGAUAAAUGAAUGACUGUUGAAAAUAAAUAAAUUACUCCAAAUCAA